UGGAAUUUGCAUAGGCUGUGCUGGAGCAGGCAGAUCUGUUUCUGAAAACAAGGAGCAAGUUCUUCUCGCUGUGUCUCUGCUUCCCAAUGCCUCAUCAGAAGCUUUCUGCACUUGUUGAUGCCAUUUGCAGUUUAGUUAUCUGCAAUGACUCCUCCCUUCAACGGCAUCAGAUCAUCUUCAAUCCAGACUUCUUUGUGGAAAAGCUGCGACAUGAGAAACCUGAGGCAUUCACAGAGCUUGUGGUCAGUAACAUCACCCGGCUGAUUGACCUGCCUGGAGCAGAGCUAGCCCAGCUGAUGGGACAGGAGGACCCUCAGUUGCCUGGCACAUCCUCAGGGUUUUUCCGUUCCCUGAUGUCUCUGAAACGCAAAGCUGCUAAAUGUAUUUGGCAGUGUUCUGCUAAUGCUUCCUCCCACCCCUCCUCCGCCAUGUGCUCCCCACACUCUCCCCAGAACUGCUCCAGAGAAUUGAGGGAAGACAUUGAACAGAAUUUGGGGCAUGUGAGGAGAGAAGAGAAACAUCAGCUUACUGAGAAAGGGGUGGUUUUUGGAGCUCCACUGACUGAAGAAGGUAUUGCUCAAAUAUCUCAACUGAUAGAAUAUCUGCAUAAGAAUCUGCGGGUGGAAGGCUUGUUCCGAGUGCCAGGAAACAGUACCAGGCAGCAGAACCUGAAAGAAGCCUUGAACAGUGGGACAGAAAUUGACUUGGAUUCAGGGGAGUUUCACUCCAAUGAUGUGGCCACUCUGCUGAAGAUGUUCUUGGGAGAAUUACCAGAGCCUUUGUUGACCCAUAAACAUUUCCAUGCACACCUCAAAAUUUCAGAUCUGAUGCUGUUGGAUGACAAGGGCAACAAGACCAACAUACCCGAUAAGCAGCGUCAGAUUGAAGCACUGCAGCUCCUCUUCUUGAUCCUGCCAGCCCCCAAUCGCAGCCUGCUCAAAUUGCUGUUGGAUCUGCUUUAUCAGACAGCCAAAAAGCAGGACAGGAACAAGAUGUCAGCUCAUAACCUGGCUCUUAUGUUUUCACCUCACAUUUUGUGGCCUCGAAAUGUGACUGCCAGUGACCUACAGGAAAACAUUCCCAAGCUAAAUAACGGGAUGGCUUUUAUGAUCAAGCACUCGCAGAAGCUCUUCAAGGCUCCCUCAUAUAUCCGGGAAUGUGCAAGGCUGCAUUACUUGGACUCCAGAACACAUGCCUCAAAGGAUGACUUGGACUUGCCUGUGCCCCGGAAUUUCAAAGACUUCCAGCUUCUGAAAUUCAAGAGGCGAGGACUGGUGGAUCCCUCUGCCCACCAAGAAGACACACAGCAACAUACAGAAGAAGCACUGAAAGAGCUCUUCCACCAUGUUCAUAAUAUGCCAGACUCUGCCAAGAAAAAGAAGCUCAUUCAACAGUUUCAGAAGCACCCUGAAGCUCUCACUCCUCAGGCAGGUGUACCCACACCCCGGACCCAGAAGCGGGCUCGCACUCGUUCCUUCAGUGGCUUAAUCAAGCGUAAGGUGCUGGGGAGUCAAGGGUCUUUGGAUAAAAAAGGGAAGGAUGCAGUUUUGGAAUCAGUGGGCAUGAAAGAGCAGAAGCACGGCAGCAAGGAGAAUGUUAGCAUGGACUCCCGUAAAUAUACUCGAUUCCAUGGUUCCUCGACAAAGGAGUCUUCCAUUUGAAGAUCCACUCAAUGGUCGGUCUCUCUCUUUAUAUCAGUAUAUAUCUACACACAGCAAAGACUUGCAGCUCUGUGGAUAAUGCCUGCUACUCCCAAGCUGUGAGUCAGGACUCGCUUAUCCCUCUAACCUCACUUAUUGGAGCCUGGCCUACAACUGUGUGUCUGCCAGAAUAACAGACUCUUCCAUUGAACAUGAGGAAACCACUAUUCAACCACUUGUCUAGCCUGAGAAUGGACUGGACAGUAUCUGCAGUAUAGCCUCUCUUUGGAGAGGUUGCUUUGUAUGCCUUGUUCUCUCAGCUGUCCAUCUUUCUAACAGUUCUUUGGGACUUGGCUUACACUGUCCUGUUUUGUGGCUGGUGUUUGUUUGUUUGUUUUUUGAUUUUGGCUUUUAGUGUGUACGCACACUGUUUCUUUUACCCCUGCAAUUCCCAUUAGCAUCCACAGUAGAGUCAAGCUUUCAGAUCCCCUUGGCAGCUAGGCUCAUCUCGGCCUCUCUUUGUAUGGAAGUCUCUCUGUUGUGGUUACUGAUGGGAUUUGAGAAGUAGCUGUGCUCUUAGCUGCCUCUCCCAGAUUGCAGGGAUCUCCCUCAGGCCUGUGGCUCAUCUGUCACAAAUCCCAGCGUCGGACGUAUCCGAACUUAGACAUCUUAAACCAGGGAUGCGGGGAGCCUGUGGCACUCCAGAUGUUGUUGGAUUCAGUCUCCAGUUAGCCCAGCCAGCAUGUCCUAUUCUUGGGGAUGAUUGGGAGUUGUAGUCCAGCAAUAUCCCUCAUUUAAGAGCAGCGGUAGCAGGAAAGAAUUUCUGCAAACUGCCCCUUUAAAAAAAUAGAGCCCAAGGGCUCCUUGCCUGAAUUCUAGCAUGUCUGGUGAAUCACCUGCAAUGUGAUUACAUCUUUCUCCCCUCAAAAGGCCGCCAGUUCUCUUGCCACAGACACUUGCCUUCCGCCUGCUACGAUUAUUCUUCCAUCAGCGCUGAUUGCCAAGACAGCGUUUUGGCUGAGGCUCUGCCUGAUGGAGUCUGUUUCACUGCCCCCUACCUGUCACAUUCCCAUUGUCUGUGGCCCAGGCUCUGAUGUACGUUGCUCAGGCAGGACAGGGGGCUGACAGUUUAAUGACUAACAAUCUGCUGAAAAUGCACUGAAAGAGAGGAAUUUGCAAAUACAGAAGGCUAACUGACUUGCUCCCUGGAAAGGAGGAGAGGCUGUCAAGAUGAAUAAAAGAAAUGUUCCUGUUUCCUUCCAUCAAUGAGAAGAGGGCAGGUGGGAGGGUAGUGCAAUGCUAUAGCAAUACUGCUAUUUGCAGCUCUGUAUUUGCUAAGCUUUCCCCUGCACCUAAAGGAACAAGUGUCUGUCUGGGUCAGGGGUGGUGAACCUGUGGCCCUCCAAGUUGUGUUGGACAAAACGCCUAUUAAAACUCCCACCUAUUACCAGUACACAGUCAUCAGCCCCAGCUAAUGUGGCUGAGUUGAACAACAUCUGGAGGGCCACUUACUAUUCCUGAUAACUGGCUUCUGCCUUAGUCUCAGAUAGAUUUGACUCAAAGGCUUUUGCAAAGGCACUGUAUAUUUGAAUUUCCUAAAUAUGUGAGGAUUGAGCUUCUUUUUAUUAUUCUAAAAAGACUGUCGUAAAUCUGUGUCAGGGACCCUGUCAAAUGGUCUUCUGAUGUAUAGAGAUGUAUACACCCCUGUUAAAGCAGGUAUGGGGAACUUGUGGCCUUCCAGGUGGUGUUCAACUCAACCUCUUGCCACCCACAACAAGUAGCCAUAUGGUCUGGAGCUGAUAAAGAGUUUGGGGUCCGACCACACCUGGAGACUCACAGGUUAGCUGCUUCUAUGUUCCUCAUCUCCCCAACCUCGAAGCUGGUAUGUAGCUUCAGCCAAAGAAGUAGAAAACUGCUAACACUUGGGAGGUCAUAGGCAAGACUGAAAAGUGCCCAAAAAAAUGUCAGGGGAAGCAAUCAUAGUGGGCAAAACCUGUUUCGGUUACUCUAGAUCUUAAGCUUGGGUCAUUCAAAUCUUAGCGGUAUUGUAAGUGAAAGCAGGACUGCCCCCAUUGUUGUGUCAGUGUUGCUUGUGCAGGUUCUCUGACUGCCCCCAUUGUUUUUCAUGUUUUACUGUUCUCUUAACUUAUCCUUAUGUGGACAACCUUUACUUAUUUAUGCAAUGUAGUGAUGUAAGUAAAAUAAUAUGUUGUUUCUUGUGGUGUAUUGCCCUCUGUUAAUGUGAAAACCCUACAUUAAAUACUGGUGGUUAUUGGUGCCUUCUUAACAGA
Podarcis raffonei (Aeolian wall lizard) is the source of this 3931-nucleotide messenger RNA. It is a transcript of the gene ARHGAP19, whose product is annotated as Rho GTPase activating protein 19. The transcript has 12 exons. Lineage: Eukaryota; Metazoa; Chordata; Lepidosauria; Squamata; Lacertidae. The record is from RefSeq and is a predicted model, not a curated record. Gene Ontology annotation, biological process: regulation of small GTPase mediated signal transduction; signal transduction. Gene Ontology annotation, cellular component: cytoplasm. Gene Ontology annotation, molecular function: GTPase activator activity. The coding region runs from base 87 to 1661 and encodes 524 amino acids.